AUGCUGCAGAAGAAAGGAACAUGUUUUUGGAUGUCAUGGCAUAUGUGCCGGCGCUCCAGGACAAUCUGUUUGUUGUUGGCUUUUGUAACCGUUUUCUUCCAUCUCCUCCUGACCCUUGUCUCUGUUUCCAUUCACCACCUGCCCUGUGACGCCCCACUGCCACCCAGGACCCACGUCCUUAGAGACUUGGCACACGCCAACACAUCGAUGGGAACCAGAGGAAAUUCGGAGCCUCCAGCUGACAGCCAAACAGAUACGUCCAAUAAAGAUGGCACAAAACACCCAAAUGGUAACGCAUUUCCUGGCAAACUCUAUGUGAAAGGAAGUAAAAGCAUCCAACCCAUGCAACUGAGAGCAGGCCACAAUGGAAAUGAAUCUGAGGAGACUGAUUUGCUAAAACUGAAGGCGCUGUUUGACCAUCCACUUUACAACGUUCCCAGGCCAGCUGUCCCUGAGGACGACUGGCUUCUCAAAGUCAAACCAAAGGUCAAGAGAAGUGAGCGGACCUCCCAGAUGUGGGAGAGUGACACUCUGGAAGAAUCUGGGGACGUCCAGUGGAACAGAAGCAGUGACAGCCAUCCUCCAUGGUUGCGCUUCCAUCUGGGGAUUUCACGCUGGGAGCUCUACCCCCAUCAUGACCCCAACAUGGAGCUGUUGAUUCAGCAGCUCGCUGCCCACCAGAUCGUCAGUGCAGUGCAGAAGUCUGGGGGGACCCAGUUGAAGCUGGUGAUGUCAUUUCCCAACUAUGGACAAGCCUUAUUCAAACCCAAGAAGCAGGAGAGGGACGAGGAGACCAACUACAACCUCUAUUACUUCUCUGACUUCGAGAGACACAAUGCAGAAAUUGCAGCUUUCCACCUGGACAGGAUUUUAGGAUACAGGAGGAUCCCUCCUGUGGUCGGCAGACUUGUGGAUGUUGUGAAGGAGAUUAAAGAUGUCACUACAGACCGCAAGUUGGCCAAAACCUUCUUUAAUUCCCCCGUGGGCAAUGUGUGCUUCUAUGGACAGUGUUCCUAUUACUGUUCCACUGAGCACGCCAUUUGCGGCCAACCCAGGGACCUGGAGGCCCCCUUGGCUGUUAUGCUGCCGGAUCUGUCUAUGGCCACCCGCAGGACCUGGAGAUCCCCGUGGAGACGUUCAUACAGCCGAAGCAAGUUGGCAAAAUGGGAGACGGAUCCUGAUUACUGUGCAAGUGUCAAAAAGACCGCACCAUAUGACAAGGGCACGAGGCUGGUGGACUUCAUGGAUAUGGUUAUACUGGACUUCUUGAUGAGUAACAUGGACAGGCAUCAUUAUGAAACCUUUGAAAAGUUUGGAAACGGUACUUUUCUACUCCACCUUGACAACGGGAGGGCAUUUGGGCGUCACUCUAAAGAUGAACCUUCUAUUUUAGCACCACUUGAACAGUGCUGCAGAAUUCGUCGUUCCACCUGGCUGCGUCUUCAGCUCCUCUCUUUGCCUCAGUAUCAUAUCAGUGAUGUCAUGAGAGCCUCGUUGUCCCAGGAUCUCCUUCACAAGGUGGCUCCUCUGCUGUCCGAGCCUCACCUGGCUGCUCUCAGCAGGCGUUUGAAAAUUGUACUGGAGACUGUUGUCCGUUGUCAAGAGCGACAGGAAAAGGAUGGCGGUGGUGAGGACGUCAUCUAUGAUGACCUUGAUAAUUUGAAGCAGAGCACAGAACAGUGA
Messenger RNA from Nematolebias whitei (Rio pearlfish), 1683 nucleotides. Its product is annotated as extracellular serine/threonine protein kinase FAM20C-like. Lineage: Eukaryota; Metazoa; Chordata; Actinopteri; Cyprinodontiformes; Rivulidae. Bases 1 to 1683 code for a protein of 560 amino acids. Gene Ontology annotation, molecular function: phosphotransferase activity, alcohol group as acceptor. The transcript is spliced from 11 exons. Gene Ontology annotation, biological process: protein phosphorylation. Gene Ontology annotation, cellular component: Golgi apparatus. The record is from RefSeq and is a predicted model, not a curated record.